UAAAUGUGAUGUGUGUAGAAAGGCAUUCAAACAGCCAAGUGACUUAGAGAGACACACGAGGACACAUGCAGGUGAUAAACCUCAUAAAUGUGAUGUAUGUGGGAAGGUAUGCAAUCGUUCUAAUAUCUUACAGAAACACAUGAGGACACAUAUAGGUGAUAAACCUUAUAAAUGUGAUAUGUGUGGAAAGGCAUUCAACCACUCACAGAACUUAAAGUCACAUGAGGACACAUACAGGUGAUAAGCCUUAUAAAUGUGAUGUAUGUGGACAGGCAUUCAAACAUUCAAGUACAUUACAGACGCAUGUUAUGAUACAUACAGGUGAUAAACCUCAUAAAUGUGAUGUGUGUGGGAAAGCAUUCAUCAGGAUAAAUGCCGUUCAAACACACAUGAGGAUGCAUACAGGUGAUAAACCGUAUAAAUGUGAUGUGUGUGGAAAUGCAUUCAGUCAAUCAUGUCACUUAAAGACACAUGUGCUGAUACAUACAGGUGAUGAACCUUAUAAAUGUGAUGUGUGUGGAAAGACAUUCAAAUUGUCAAGUACUUUAAAGAGACAUGUUAGGAUACACACAGGUGAUAAACCUUAUGUAUGCAGUAUGUGUGGCAAGGCAUUCACGGAGUCAGGUAGUUUGCAGGUACACAGGAGGAGACAUAACGGUGAUAAUCCUUAUAAAUGUGACUUGUGUGGGAAGGAAACCUACCUGUUUUAUAGCUUGCAGUCACAUAUGAAGACACAUACAGGUGAAAAACCUUAUAAAUGUGAUGUAUGUGGGAAGAUAUUCAGCCACUCACAUCACUUACUGACACACACAAGGACACAUACAGGUGAUAAACCAUAUACAUGUGAUGUAUGUGGAAAGUCAUUUCGUUUUUCAGGUAACUUCAAAAGACAUCGUAGGAUACAUACUGGUGACAAACCUUAUAUAUGUGGUUUGUGUAAGAAAGCAUUUGGUCAAAAAACGCAUUUAGAUAAACACAUGACGACACAUACAUAUUAGAACUUAAUAAAUGUGAUGUAUGUGAAAGGACAUUCAAACAAUUGGUAACUUACAGUCAUAUAUGAAGACACAAUGACUUACAGAUUAUAAAUUUUAUGAAUGUGAUGUGAGUGGGAAGGCAUUCAAUCAAUCAAGUAACAGACGGGUUCACGAAAGAAUAAAUUCAGGUUACAAACCUUAGGAAUGGGACAUGUGAGUUGGAAGGCAUUAUCUGUAAAAGAGACUAGAAACACAUGGCAGGUCGGCAGAGGAGUCUCACUCCUCCAUGGCACCUGAUUCCACCUCAUGUUUUGGACGUUCGUGUUUCAU
Saccostrea cuccullata (small rock oyster) is the source of this 1307-nucleotide messenger RNA. RefSeq names its product zinc finger protein ZFP2-like. Gene Ontology annotation, biological process: regulation of gene expression. Lineage: Eukaryota; Metazoa; Mollusca; Bivalvia; Ostreida; Ostreidae. Gene Ontology annotation, cellular component: nucleus. The record is from RefSeq and is a predicted model, not a curated record. The transcript has a single exon. The coding region runs from base 222 to 998 and encodes 258 amino acids.